UGUUUGAACAUAUGGUCACAAGGAUGAUACUAAGUUACUACAAGCCUAUGCACGUAAAGUGAGCCAGUUCAUCGUGUCCAGUAUUUAAGCGGGUAGUGCGUUACGUAUACAGUUUAUUUCUUAUCUAAUGCCAUUGUGCUAGAUAAAUUUGUUGAAAAAAAAUCUGACUAAAUUAAAUUAGAGUAGUUUGGGUACUAAAACAAGUCUUACUGUUUCUUUGCAAACAUGAUAUCAAUUAACGUGAUAAUUAACGAGUUCUUCAAAGCCCUACAGUCUAUGGGUUCUUCGUCUAUGGUGCAGUGGUUUUUUCGCGCCUUGACCCUGUCACAGGCGUUGCUGCAGUCAGGGUGGCCAACUAACUAUCAGCUAACAGAUGGUGAUAGAUUCGACUUCAUAGUGGUCGGCAGUGGCUCAGCAGGAUCGGUUGUGGCAGCCAGGCUGUCAGAGAUACCAGAGUUCAACGUACUCCUCGUGGAAACCGGAGGAGAUCCCCCACCUACCAGCGUUAUUCCAGGUCUGUUUACAACGCUACAAGGCACUGAAUAUGAUUGGAAUUAUAAAGCCCGGUUCGAUGAAGGAGUUGGCUUAGCUCACCCAGGUGGCUUUCUUCCAUACUCCCGUGGAAAAGUCCUCGGAGGCAGUUCUUCCACCAACUAUCUGAUAUACUCUCGUGGUGUUCCUGAGGAUUAUGAUAAGUGGAACCGAAUCGCACCAGGAUGGGGCUGGGAUAGCGUCCUUCACUAUUUCAAAAAGCUGGAAGGCAUGACAGAUACAACACUGUUCAAAAAUCCACGAACCGCUUAUCUCCACUCAACUGAUGGCCCAGUGAAAGUUUCUAGGCCUGGGACAAUGGCAUCUACUGCCGCCAUUGAUGAUAUAAGAUUGGAUUGCUACGAAGAAAUGGGCAUAAAACGGGUUCUUGAAAUUAAUGGUCCUGAGAUUGUGGGUGCCGCCCGUCCACACUUCACUCUCUAUAAUGGUAGAAGAUCUAGUACAGCAGAAGCUUAUUUGAGACCUGCUAAAGACAGACCUAAUCUUAAAGUAGCAAAAUUCUCCACUGUUACUAAAAUUUUAAUAGACCCGCAUACAUUGCAGGCAUUUGGGGUACAAAUCUCCAUGAAUAAUAAAAAAACUAUAAAUGUCUUUGCUUCUAAGGAGGUUAUUGUUUCAGCUGGUACUAUAAACAGCCCUAAAAUUCUUUUACAGUCAGGUUUAGGGCCUCAAGAAGAUUUAUCAAAAUUGGGUAUAAAAACUGUGGCCGAUCUUCCAGUCGGCAAGAAUUUCCACGACCACCAAGCUAUACAGUUGAUUUAUAAAGGUAAACAAGGAAUUGAAACAGCAGCACAAAAUAUUGUGGCAGCACCACAAUUAGAUACUCUGCCUGUUCCAGUACAAAGCGGGUUUUUCAGGAUCAACACUACUUCUGACUACCCGUCUGUAUCGCAACCUCAUUUCCAAUUUUUCAAUACGUACAUAGGGGCGGCGGCUUGGCCUCUUUUGAUGGUUGUGUGUAAAACAGUCGCUAAUUUCGACGAGAAACUAUGCAAUUCUCAGGCGAACGCGAACGCUUUUAAUGAAAUAGAUAACGUGCUCCUCAUCAUGCUGCAUCCACUAUCAAGAGGUCAGGUGAGAUUAGCGAGUGCUGAUCCUUUUGAUGACCCUGUUAUUGAUUUAGGGUAUUACAGGGAUCCUUAUGAUUUAGACGUGGCUGCAGAAGGCGUGAAAUAUAUGAAUCUUUUAAUAAAUACAAAGUAUUUUAGGAAUGUAAAAGGUAGUGUUCCAAGGUUGAGUGUGCCUGGCUGUGAGGACUUAGACUGGGGUUCACACCAGUACUGGAGGUGUUACGCGAAGAAUACGGUGGCGUCGAUUCUCCAUGCGGUCGGUACUUGCAGCAUGGGACCCAAUGGCGUGGUGGAUGAACGUCUGAGGGUUCAUAACAUAGGAGGAUUGAGGGUCGUGGAUGCCUCAGUCAUUCCAUUCAUUCCUAGUGGCAAUACAAAUGCUCCAGUUAUGAUGAUUGGCGAAAAAGCUGCUGAUAUGAUAAAAGCUGAUUACAUUAAACGUAGUAAAGCAUAUGGUAACCAAAUAUUUGCCACUUUUGACGAUAUUUUGGGGGUAGAACGAUGAUGAAUUUGAAUGCAGCCUUUCAGUUUUACUACCAGCCAGACAACUUAGAUAUGGGGUGUCAUGAAAAAGUUAAUGACCACAUUAACAAUGAAUUCAACGAAGAUUUUUUUCCAUCUUUUAAGUAAUGAAGCUUGAGCGCUGCUGUGCUAAGUUAGCCUCUGUACAUUUAGGAUAAUAAAUAAUUUAACAUUAACAACGUGAAGACACGGUGUAGGUACCUGCAUCCCGCCAGCCAUAUUGAGCAUCCAAAGUUUAAUUUAGCAUUAUAUAUAGUUAAACAGAAGUAUUCGUGCAAGAUGCAGUCUUGUAUAGUACAUUUGUUAACUUACAAGAUAAUUAUAAGAAUUAUUUAUUGUUUUAUUUCGACUUAUUUAUUUAGCCUUGUUAACGUCAUUCGUAUUCUUAUUUUUGAACUUUUGGUAGCAUAGCCCCGAUUUUAUAAAGAUAAGAUAAAGAUAUUUUAUUUGUUAAACAGGAGUAUACAAGGUAUACUUCGAAGUUGCUUCCGUAAAAAUUACGUAAGACCUAAGUUGUAAGAAGUUCAAAAAUCCUAUAAGCGACUUUGCAGGAAUUUAAAAUUUUGUUUAUCGUUAAUUAAUUACGUAAAUUGUAUUCAGCGUGGCAAU
Messenger RNA from Helicoverpa armigera (cotton bollworm), 2753 nucleotides. Its product is annotated as ecdysone oxidase. The record is from RefSeq and is a predicted model, not a curated record. Gene Ontology annotation, molecular function: flavin adenine dinucleotide binding; oxidoreductase activity, acting on CH-OH group of donors. The coding region runs from base 226 to 2127 and encodes 633 amino acids. Lineage: Eukaryota; Metazoa; Arthropoda; Insecta; Lepidoptera; Noctuidae. The transcript is spliced from 4 exons.